This is a messenger RNA of Vidua macroura (Pin-tailed whydah), 1239 nucleotides long. Its product is annotated as sulfotransferase 1 family member D1-like. The record is from RefSeq and is a predicted model, not a curated record. The transcript is spliced from 7 exons. Gene Ontology annotation, biological process: sulfation. Gene Ontology annotation, molecular function: sulfotransferase activity. Gene Ontology annotation, cellular component: cytoplasm. The coding region runs from base 118 to 1146 and encodes 342 amino acids. Lineage: Eukaryota; Metazoa; Chordata; Aves; Passeriformes; Viduidae.
UGGGGUUAGUGCAUAGCCAGCAUCCACAUUACCGAAGUAUCCUACCAGGGAUCAGGGCACGCUCCUGUGGCACUGGUGAUACCUCUGUCACAUGUGAUUUGGGCUGGACUUUGCCUAAUGGGGCACUGCCCUGGGCACAGUCCUGGCACAGGAUCCAGCACUGCCCCAGGCACAGUGCUGGCACAGGUGCCAGCCAGUUCGGAGGUUGUGGAGGCUGCCAGCAGAGAAGACAGCCAGUGCUGUGUGGACCCACUGUCAGCCAUGGAGCAGGAAGAUGCAAUCAGGCAGGAGCUGGGAAGCCUCCAUGGCAUCCCCUUCUACAAGAGCUUCAUCGAGGGCUGGCCGCAGGUGAAGGCUUUCCAAGCCCGUCCAGACGACCUGCUCAUCUCCACUUACCCCAAAUCAGGCACAACAUGGCUGAGCGAGAUCAUGGACAUGAUCUACCACAAUGGUGAUGUGGAGAAGUGCCGACGGGAUGCCAUCUACAACCGUGUGCCCUUCCUGGAGUUGAAGGCCCCCAAGUGUCUGAGUGGUGUUGAGCAGCUGGAGAACACCCCAUCCCCACGGCUGGUAAAGACCCAUCUCCCGGUCCAGCUCCUCCCGACCUCCUUCUGGGAGAAGGACUGCAAGAUUAUCUACAUGGCCCGCAACCCCAAGGAUGUUGUCAUCUCCUACUACUACUUCCACCAGAUGGCCAAGAUACACCAUGACCCUGGCACGAAGGCCGAGUUCUUGGAGAAAUUCAUGGCCGGGAAAGUGCCCUACGGAUCCUGGUAUGACCACGUGCGUGGAUGGUGGGAGAAAAAGCAGGAGAAGAAGAUACUCUACCUCUUCUAUGAGGACAUGAAGAAGGACCCACGGCAGGAGGUGCAGAAGAUCUUGCAGUUCCUGGGCAAGGAGUUGGCAGAGGGAACAGUGGAGAGGAUCCUGCACCACACCUCCUUCCAGGAGAUGAAGAAGAACCCUGCUGCCAACUAUGAGACCAUGCUCCCCACCUUGAUGGAUCACAGCAUCUCCCCCUUCCUCCGGAAAGGGAUCUCUGGAGACUGGAAGAACCACUUCACUGUGGCCCAGAAUGAGCGCUUUGACCAGCACUACCAGGAGCUCAUGGCAGGCUCUGACCUCCACUUCCAGAUGGAAGUGUGAGGGGCUCAUCUCCCUUCCCAGGAGGACUCUGCUUCUCCUUGCUCUCCCAGUGGGGAGGAUGGAUCCAGAUGGAGAUUCUUGCACUAAUGCACU